This is a messenger RNA of Monopterus albus (swamp eel), 4576 nucleotides long. It is a transcript of the gene e2f7, whose product is annotated as E2F transcription factor 7. The transcript has 13 exons. Gene Ontology annotation, molecular function: RNA polymerase II cis-regulatory region sequence-specific DNA binding; DNA-binding transcription factor activity, RNA polymerase II-specific. Gene Ontology annotation, biological process: regulation of transcription by RNA polymerase II. The coding region runs from base 569 to 2944 and encodes 791 amino acids. Lineage: Eukaryota; Metazoa; Chordata; Actinopteri; Synbranchiformes; Synbranchidae. Gene Ontology annotation, cellular component: RNA polymerase II transcription regulator complex. The record is from RefSeq and is a predicted model, not a curated record.
UGCUCCAGAUAAUUAACCCCAAAACUACUGACCAACUUUUCCCGUCCCAUUUCUGGUCCUGUACUCGAAAAUAGCUGCAGGGUGAAACGUCUUUGUUUUCCUACUCUGCCACAGGCUUGAACGGAGCGCGGCGGUUGCCCCGCCAACACAACUCUGGGGGCGUGGUCGUUGUUCACACCCAUUGGUAGACACUGACGAGCAUACCAGAGUCCAACAAUGCUGAUUGGCUGAAGCAGCUUGACGCUUCCUAACACCUGGGCGAUGAUUGGCUGGAGUGAUCCAGAUGCCUAAGAGCGCCAGAAAAGGAGCUUGAGCGGGUGAUGUUGAAGUCUCCUCGGUACAGUACAUGGUGUCCGCUGCCAGGGUAGCCGUUUCUGAAACGUGUAGGUACAGGCUGAUUGCCCGCUUAUUUCAGAGAGUGAAAUUAGUUGCUAUGUUGGUCUAAAAAAAAACCUUAGCGCUGACCAGUCUGUCAUAUCGGACAGAGUUAUACUGCUGUAUUCAUUCAUUCAUUCAUUGAACAGCAGAGAAAGAUACAGCUUUACGUUUUGGACUGCAGCUUUUCCAGAUGGAAGUUGAAUGUCUGUCACUGAAAGACCUCACAAGUCCAAGGAAAAGUUUCAUGGUGGGGCCAGUGGAGGAUGGGGGCCAAAGUGAACAAAAGGAAAACAUCUGUACAGAAAGGAGAAGAUCCACACCACUGAAAUCUGCUGAGUCCAUCAUCCCUGCUUUGCUGAUAAACAGAAAUGGCGUCACCGCUGACUUGACCCACAUCACCCCCAUCAAACACACAGCUCUGGCUGAGCCCUGGACACCCACAGCCAAUCUGAAGAUGUUGAUCAGCGCGGCGAGUCCAGACAUUAGAGACAGAGAGAUGAAAAAAAUGCUGUUUAGACCCAUAGAGAAUGAGAAGGAUAAGACCCCAAGUCCAGAUACUGUGGUGGAGAAUAUGGAGGUGGAAGAUUCUUGCCAGUUUGAAGCUGUUGAUGAAGAGGAUGAUGUAGAGAAAAAGCCAAGCCGGAAGCAGAAGAGUCUGGGUCUACUGUGCCAAAAGUUCCUGGCCCUCUACCCUGAUUACCCAGAUCCACAAAGUCCCAUCUGGAUCUCAUUGGAUGAGGUGGCAACCAGUCUGGGAGUGGAGCGGCGACGUAUCUACGACAUCGUUAAUGUGCUGGAGUCUCUCAUGAUUGUGGGCAGGAUAGCCAAAAACAGCUACACCUGGUAUGGUCGCCAGCGGCUGGGCCCCACUCUGGAAGAGCUGCAACAAAGGGGAUGGCAGCAGGGCUACCACCUCCAGAUGGAGGUGGCCACCGAGACCAGAAUCACCAGACCAGGGCGUGAGGAUGACGUGGGCUGUGCCGGCGUCAACAGGAGAGACAAAUCUCUGCGCAUCAUGAGCCAGAAGUUUGUCAUGUUGUUCCUGGUCUCCAAAACCCAGACUGUUACUCUGGAUGUAGCAGCAAAGAUCCUCAUCGAGGAGAGUCACGACUCAUCGAGCCACAGCAAGUACAAAACUAAGGUGCGACGACUGUACGAUAUCGCCAAUAUUCUGACUAGCCUUGGCCUCAUAAAGAAGGUGCGUGAGGAGAGAGGCAGGAAGCCAGCUUUUAAGUGGCUCGGUCCAGUCAAAUUCAACAACUCUGGAAAUGCUGCGAAUACGGUGAAUGUGGUGCCUGUCACGCCGCCUGAGGCCUCGCAGUCAAUGGCAGGCCAGGACCUCAGAAAAUCCAAGCUGGCACGUCACGCUUCCUUCAACAUCACACCAACCUCUGUAGUCGUCAAACGGCAGAUCAGCUCUGCCCCCAGCAGCCCACAAAGAGAACUAAUGGGUCUGCAGAACCAGCCUGUGGAUUAUUCCAGAAAGCCUACAAACAACAGCGCAGUGUGUCGACUGCAGUUUGGAAACAGGACUGAUGACCAAACUGCCACCCACAGCAGCCCACUGCCUCUGUCCUCCACCCAGCCCACCAUUCUUUCACCUCCCCUCCACCCCGAGCACCUCUUCACCUCUUCCUCCUCUCCCCCCUGCUUGGCCUACCUGCCCAGCCUGUCCCAGCCCUCGGUGGUCAUGCUGUACAGGACGCCAGACAAGCCUGACCCAAUGCCUGAUGGUCAGAGAUCACAUGGGUUGGCAUCUGAGGAGGGGAAGAAAAGAGGGAGAGAAGAAAGGGAAGAGGAGACAGCAGUGAAAAAGAAGAGAACAUCUGGGUUAGACGAAUGUGACAAGAUGAGAGCUGAACCUCACAGGGAAGCCAGGGAGCACUCGCAGACGGGUACCAUUCAGACUUCUCUGAAUCACCCAGCAGGCCUCCCCCGAGCGUUCAGUGAGAGUUUAGGUGGCAGCAGAAGCAGCGAGCCUGCCCAGCUGUCACACUACCUCUAUGUACCCAACAGUGCAGGUCUGAACAGCCUUGGCUUACUCCUCUCUGCUGGCCAGCCACCAGCCAGUCUAGCAGUUCCUCCCAGCAGCGUUCCCACCCUACUGCCCUAUGUCCUGGUGCCCUCAGCUGCCCUCUCCCACUACCCCCUGAUGGCCGGCAGCUUACAACAGCAAGGCUCCGACACUCCCACCAAUCUCAGCUUCAGUGUGCCUGCUGUGAUGUCACCUGUCCACUUUACGAUGGGUGCAGCACCUUAUAGCCUGACCGCAGCAUCAGAGAUCAGCUGGUCGCCAGCUUCAUCGCCAUCCACGCCAGAGCAGAGCAGGAUGUAUGGGUCAGAGGCAGGCAUACCACAUUCACCCUCAGGACCACGCCAGACUGUCAGUAUCAACAUACCAGAACCACUGACUCCACAUACCCCAAAGGAUUCCACAGCGUCUGCUUCUAAGGCUUUCUUCCAGACCCCGGGCACGCUGGGAAGUGUAGUCAGCUCUGCCCCAGCUGCACGAAAAAGAGGCUCUGCACAAAGAAGACUGGAUGUUGGCCACCCGCCCACCAGUUAGAUGCUGUAUCUGAGGAGAGGCAACAAGUGGCAAAGAUGCUCUUUUAACACUCAGGUGUUGGUCUUAAAAGUGAAAAGUAUGGUUUUAAACUAUUGGUGCUUUUUUUUUUUCUUUUUAGUUUAUUAAUUAAUAAAUUAAUAGUUUCCUUCCUAAAUUAAAGAAUAUAAAUUUUAGCAUGAGACUUUUCUGAAGUUUAAAACUUACUUUUUUGGAAAGCAUAGAUUUUAGAGUAUCAUAUUUUGUUAAUGACUGUAAACCUAUUUGCCAAGAGAUCUAAGUUUGAAAUGAAACCCCCCAGUUACUGGUUAUUCAUACAGUUCAUAUGUGCCUCAUGGUUCGAUUAUGGGACACUACAUUUCAGAGUAAACAAGUGAAGUGAUGUAACAGUGCCCUUCUGUGGUGUAAGUCGGCCACUGCUGUGUUUUGCAUUUCAGCCUUAAUUUUCCCUCCCAGAUGUGAUCAAACUACCUAUUCCCCCAUCACUUGUGUAUUAUACCCUCAUUGCUAUUUAUAUUUUAGCUAAUAUAUGUUGAUUACAUGAACUGUAAUGGAACAUUAACCUUUUUUUAGCACUAAGCAUCUGACGAAUGUAUAUCUAAUUCUGAAGUGAUUGUCUUUAGUUGGCCCCUUCAGGUUUCCUUAGAUUAUCAAAGUAUAAUAGAAAAUGUAUGAGCUGCUGAGUAGUGGUUUACAUUGACAGCAGCAGAUAGUCCUCUCUUGGCUCAUUUCAGAUAUUACUGUGAGGAGAAAAGUCACUAAAGCCUUAAAUGUUUACAAACAGCCAGGUAUCUCAAGGAACAGUUCUGUGACUUCUGCACAUCUGAUGCAUUAAUUUGCUCUUCAGGAAGACAAAUACAACGUGUGCUCUGUGUGUUUUCAUAGAGAAUUUGCAAUGAUAAUACUUUAUGGUUAAAUGCUAAACCCUUUAGCUUUGUUACCGACAAAUAAAGGACAAUGUGAUAUGGGACAAUGCUCUCAGGUACUUGAAUGACUUUGGGGAUUCUGGAGUGAUAUCGGAGUACUGUAAAGGUUUUAUCCUUUAUUGAUCCAGGGAAAGUAGACUUAGCAACACCAUUCCACCUUCAUACAGUCCAACACAUUUGGGAGGUUCCCAGUGGGACUGCAGUCUGUUACCUGGUGCAGUUAAGGGUUAAGUGCCUUGCUCAAAGGCACAGAGAAGAAAGAUAUUUUUUUAUCACCAGAUUGUCUCAGGGUGUCCAGGAAUUUGUAUUGACAGUUCUCUGGUAAUGAACCCACUAACUUGCCUUAAGACAACCCAGCUACAAUAUUAGUGCUUUGCAUAGGAGUCAUUCAGAAGAGCUUAGCUAUGUCAUGCCAAAGGGUGCACGGAUAAUUCACCAGUGCAUGUGUAGUCAAUGUAAAGUUAAUGCAGUUAUAUCAGUAAUUAUUUUUGUACAUUGCAUUCAUAGUGUCAAUAUUUUCACAUGCAGAAUGUUACAUUUUACUGUAUUGUUUGUAAAAUAAUGAUAAUUGCACUGCUAGUUUUAGUAGUUGUGUCUAACUUUUACAGAACUUUGAGCCGUUGCUUCACUAGCUCUGCUCUCUGUAGUUAUGGGCCAAACUGGGUCUAUUCUGUAUGACUUUUACAAACUUUAAUUAAAACGUAUGAUG